This is a messenger RNA of Cavenderia fasciculata, 2358 nucleotides long. It is a transcript of the gene pfkA, whose product is annotated as 6-phosphofructokinase. Gene Ontology annotation, cellular component: cytoplasm; 6-phosphofructokinase complex. Gene Ontology annotation, biological process: fructose 6-phosphate metabolic process; canonical glycolysis; fructose 1,6-bisphosphate metabolic process. NCBI's taxonomy places the organism in Eukaryota, Evosea, Eumycetozoa, Acytosteliales, Cavenderiaceae. Gene Ontology annotation, molecular function: 6-phosphofructokinase activity; monosaccharide binding; identical protein binding. The transcript is spliced from 3 exons. The record is from RefSeq and is a predicted model, not a curated record. The coding region runs from base 1 to 2358 and encodes 785 amino acids.
AUGGAAGAAGAAGAAAAGAUUGUAGAUUUUACAUAUGACAAGAGCAGUGAAAAGAAGAGAAUAGCUAUUCUCACAUCAGGUGGUGAUAGUUGUGGUAUGAAUCCUGCUAUUCGUGCCUUUACUAGAGCUGCUCUCAUUAAAGGUGCUCAAGUAUUUGCUGUUCGUGAAGGUUACAAUGGUUUGGUAACUGAUUCUAUCAUUCCAUUACAUUGGGGUUCUGUUGCUGGUAUUAUUAAUAGAGGAGGAACUAUUAUUGGUACAGCAAGAAGUGUAGAAUUUAGAACAAGAGAAGGUAGAAAGAAAGCAGCAUUUAAUUUGAUCAAGAACAAGAUUAAUAAUCUAUUGGUGAUUGGAGGUGAUGGUAGUUUGACAGGUGCCAAUCUACUUCGAUGUGAAUGGGCUAGUCUUUUGAAAGAGUUGGUUGAAGACAAGGCAAUCGAUGAGGAGACCUUCAAGACACAUGAAACACUUGGCAUCGUUGGUUUGGUUGGUUCUAUCGACAAUGAUAUGUGUGGUACUGAAAUCACAAUCGGUGCUGAUACUGCUUGUCACAGAAUCUUGGAAGCUAUCGAUGCUAUCCUCAGUACAGCUGUUAGUCAUCAAAGAAGUUUUGUCAUUGAAGUUAUGGGUAGAAAUUGUGGUUGGUUAGCAUUAGUUAGUGGAUUAACAACUGGUGCAGAUUAUAUUCUUUUACCAGAAUGUCCACCAGAGGAAGGAUGGGAGAAUGCAAUGGUGGAGAGUUUGGAAAAGGGUAGAUUGUCGGGAAGAAGAUGUAGUUUGGUGAUUGUCGCCGAAGGAUCCAUCGAUAGCAAUGGAAAGCCAAUCUCACCGGGUUAUGUUAGAGAUGUACUCGAGAAAAAGGCUGGUCAUGAUGCUAGAAUCACCAUUCUUGGACAUGUGCAGAGAGGUGGUAUCCCAUCGUUUUGCGAUCGUUAUGUAUCGACUAGAAUGGCUGUUGAAGCAGUCAAUUAUCUCUACAAUGGUAAUAUAUUGGAACCCGUGUUGAUUGGUAUGCACGGUAACCGUGUGGUGCGUGCUCCCUUGAUGGAGGCAGUCAAGGAGACACAGGCAAUCGGCGCAUUGAUCAGAGAAAAGAAGUUUGCCGAUGUUGUCAAGCUCAGAGGUGGUAUCUUUCAAGAGGCACACACUAUAUUCAACAUUUGUGCCAAUUUGAAACGAUCACCAGUCGCCAAGAAGGGGUUCAACGUUGCGAUCCUCCAUAGCGGUGGACCAUCGCCGGGUAUGAAUCCAGCAGUCCGUGCGUUUACAAGACUUGGUAUCGAUCUAGGGUACCGUGUGUUUGGUGUGUUUAACGGGUUCUCGGGUCUGGCCAAGGGUGACUUGCAAGAGUUGACAUGGAUGACUUGUAAUGGGUGGUCGGUGAUGGGUGGUGCCGAGCUGGGCACCAACCGUUCGACCCCUAACGAAUCCAAUAUUGCCGCGAUCAUCAAGACAUUGCAAGACAACAAUAUUGGCGCCAUCUGCAUGUUUGGUGGGUACAAUGGUUAUGUUGGUAUCACCGAGUUGGCCAAGUUCCGUGCCAAAUACUCGUACUUGCAAAAGGUGGCGUUGGUGUGCGCACCAGGUACCAUUGCCAACAACGUGCCAGGCACGGAAACAUCGAUUGGUGCCGACACAUGUCUCAACAACAUCUUGGACGCACUCGACAAGAUCAAGCAGUCGGCUGUCGCCAGUCGCCGUCUGUUUGUAGUCGAGGUGAUGGGUGCCCACUGCGGUUACCUAUGCUCGAUGGCUGCAUUGACUAGUGGUGCCGAACGUGCCUAUACCAUGGAAGAGGGUAUCACCAUCAACACGCUCGUAGACGAUCUCAACAUGUUUGUCGACCGUUUCAAGCGUGAACACAAGAUUGGUCUCAUCAUCAAGAGUGAAAGUGCCUCUGAAACCUACUCUACCAAAUUCAUCUAUGAACUCUUCAAAGAAGAGGGUAAGCACCUGUUUGAUGUACGUGAGUCUAUCCUCGGCCAUCUUCAACAGGGUGGUAUCCCCUCGCCACUCGACCGUCUCAACGCGUCUCGUCUCAUGUACCAUUUCUUCCAACUCCUUCAAACCGAGGUCAUUGACAAUCGCCAAACCGAUCUUUCAGGAUGCAUCGGCUUUAUCAAGGGAAAAAUUGUUUUCACUCCUCUCCAAGAAAUGUCUGAAGGCAUCAACCACAAGUAUCGUCGUCCACAAAAGCAAUGGUGGCUCGAUCUCCUCAAACUCUCUUCUCAAAUUUCAGUGUCUCGCGGUGAAGCCAAAAUCAAUGACAACCUUAGAACUCCAAUUCAUUCGCCAACCAUACAUUCAAAACCAUCUUUGGAAACUGAUAGUUUACUUAAUCCUUUAAAAACUUUAUAA